Gracilinanus agilis (Agile Gracile Mouse Opossum) is the source of this 897-nucleotide messenger RNA. It is a transcript of the gene TNFSF13B, whose product is annotated as TNF superfamily member 13b. The transcript is spliced from 6 exons. Gene Ontology annotation, cellular component: membrane. The record is from RefSeq and is a predicted model, not a curated record. NCBI's taxonomy places the organism in Eukaryota, Metazoa, Chordata, Mammalia, Didelphimorphia, Didelphidae. Gene Ontology annotation, molecular function: tumor necrosis factor receptor binding; receptor ligand activity. The coding region runs from base 1 to 897 and encodes 298 amino acids. Gene Ontology annotation, biological process: immune response.
AUGAAUGACGACAGAGAAAAAGGAGCAGUUGAGCUUUACUUCUUCACUUCUGUCUUUAAGAAAAGAGAAGAAAUGAAACUCAUGGAUUGUAUCCCCCCUCUCCCUCAGGGAAAAAGCUCUCCAUGGCAAGCUAGAAGAGCAGGGCUCUUGCCAGCCACUCUUUUCCUCACCCUUCUGUCGGGUGGCCUGGCACUGGUGGCUUUGUACCAAGUGUUCACCCUGCAGGCUGAGUUGGGGAGUCUCCGGCGUGAACUUCAGGCUUAUCAGAGCAGGACUGAGCCACUGCAGGGGCGGCAGGAGGAGAAAGCAGGAACCUCUUCUACCAUUCUUCAGCCAGAAGCUGCUGCCAUCGCAGGAAUGCAAGAGCUUGGGGUGCUCCCUAUCCCAGGAGAAAGCAGUCCUCAAAUCAACCUUAGACAAAACAGAAGGAGCAGAAGAAGCGUUCCCGACUCAGAGGAAACUAGACUUCAAGACUGCUUGCAGUUGAUUGCUGAUGGUAAAAGUCCCACAAUACAAAGAGGUCCUUAUACCUUUGUUCCUUGGCUUCUCAGUUUUAAAAGAGGAAAAGCCCUAGAAGAAAAAGAAAAUAAAAUACUUAUCAAAGAAACUGGUUACUUUUUCAUCUAUGGCCAGGUUCUGUACACAGAUACCACCUUUGCUAUGGGACAUCUUAUACAGAGAAAAAAGGUCCAUGUUUUUGGAGAUGAACUGAGUUUGGUGACUUUGUUCCGCUGUAUCCAAAACAUGCCGACAACCCUUCCUAAUAAUUCCUGUUAUACAGCUGGCAUUGCAAAGCUGGAAGAAGGAGAUGAACUUCAACUUGCAAUACCUCGUGAGAGUGCCAAAAUAUCUCAGGAUGGAGAUGGCACAUUUUUUGGUGCACUGAAGCUGCUGUGA